AUGAUGUCCAAUUCUGAAAAAAUUGACAUUGACUCUACAUUUACAACGCUUGUUCUUAAUAGAAAUGUUAAAAUUCUUACGAAAUCAACAACACAUACGCUAGGUCAUGAUUUAGAUGAUCAGCGAUUAAAUCAAAAUGAACAAAAACAACAAUCUUCAAUUCAUUUAGAAUUAAAUUCAAUACAAAAAUUUGAUGGACAUGGUAAUCCAAAAAUUAGGAUAAAACAUUUUAUGGAAAAAUUUGAUUCCUUACAAGUUACACGUCGUGAACAAUAUGAAUUAAUUCCCAACACAUUGACCGGUGAAGCCCUUAUUUGGUAUAUUGAACAACAAGAUCAUAUGCCAACCUUUAUUACAUUUAUGAAGAAAUUUUUACAACGUUUUGAUAAUCAAGAGUUAAAGACAGACUUAUCAACAAAAAUUAUUUCACCAUGUACGCCAUCAAAGCAAUCAGGAAAUGCAAAUUAUCAAGAUGCUUUUAUGGACUGUUUACGAACUCAAACGUUAAUCACUACUUUUGAAAAAUUACCAAAAUUUUCUGGUAAAUCGAAACAAAAUGUAUCUAAUUGGUUACAAGAAAUUCAGCAAACAAUCAAUAUAUUUAAGUUAACAGAUAACGAAAAGUUGCUUUAUAUAUCUUUAUAUUUAGGUGUUGCAAAAGAUUGGUUUUUUGAUUGUGCGGAUUCAUUUUUAACAUGGGCAUCUUUUCUGGAAAAAUUUAUAAAAAUAUUUAAAUUACGUGGGAAUGCUGAUAAUUUUGAUCCAUUAUGUAUUUCUCAAGAUUAUAGUAAUAAAUAUAAAAUUAGUCUUAAUGAAAACGAUCAACAACAGUUAUUAAUGAUGAACAAUACUUCACGGAUUAAGCUUAGUUCUCUACAUACAACAAUUCAUUUAAAUAAAAAUGAUAAAACUUUAAUAAAACCAAAAUCAAAUAUGCUUGGUGAUGAUUUACAUGAUCAGCAUUUCUCACAACAUGAACAAAAUCGAUUUGCUGUUCAUCCAAUAGCAGAUAAACAAAACAUUACAACAUUCACAAAUAUUAUUACUCAAGAUACUAAUGUGAAAACAAAAGAAAAACCAUUAGGAUAUAAAGAUGAAUAUGAAACUUCAAAUAUUCAAACGCCACAGGUUAAUUUAGUUCCAAUUAAUGAUGCAUCAUUUAAUGUUUCAAGUUUGGAAAAUUUACUACUUGAUGAUAUUAAUGUUCUGUCAAAUGGUCUUGAUGUUUUUCAAAAUGUUGGCAUUACAACUUAUAAUUCAAUUAUUGCAACCAAUAGUGUAUUUAUUGAAAUACAAUAUUCAUUAAAUAUGCAUAAUGAAUCUAUAAUAACUGAAAUACGUCGUCAUGCAAACCUUAAAACAACAGCACAAAUAAUCUUACUCAAAAUUACAAGAGCGUUCGACAAAACAUUUAAAUAUAUUUCUAAUAAUCAAAUAAUAACUUCUAUUGAUCAUUUCCAAGAAGAAGGAUAUAGUCAAUGUCAUAUUUAUUCAUAUCCAUAUAAAUGGAAAAUUUACAAUAAUAUAACAAAUAAUUUUCGAGGUGGAUUAUUUACCAGUGUUACUCAAGUUGAAUUACAUGAUGAACAUCCAUUUGAAUAUGAAUUUUUUCCUCAAACUGCUCAAUCAUUUCCAUUUAUGAAAGAAUUAACAAUAAAGAAUCGUAAAGCCCAAAAUACUAAACAAUUUGUAAAAUCAAACAACAAUCAUCAAAUAUUCUCAAUUAUUGAAUAUCCCAAUCUUACUCGACUUGAUCUUACUAAUACUCAUGAUGAUUAUGUUGAACUAUGUUUAUUUGAUACGAAUAUGUCUUUGCCAAAUAAUCUUCAUCGUUGUGUCGAUUAUCAAUCAUUGGAAAGAGUGACAUACUAUUUUACAAGAUAUAUAACACGAAAUCAUUUUGCAAAACUUGCUACUCUAUAUAUUUAUCCAGUGGAUCAAAUCAAUGAACAUAUCAAAAACUAUUUUCCUCAUGACUCUAUACGUCGUUCUCUUGAUUUUGUAUUAUCUUAA
Messenger RNA from Rotaria sp. Silwood1, 2013 nucleotides. NCBI's taxonomy places the organism in Eukaryota, Metazoa, Rotifera, Eurotatoria, Philodinida, Philodinidae. The record is from the annotation of a GenBank genome assembly.